Molecule: messenger RNA, 2769 nt
Organism: Carassius auratus (goldfish)
Lineage: Eukaryota; Metazoa; Chordata; Actinopteri; Cypriniformes; Cyprinidae
Product: rap1 GTPase-activating protein 2-like
Exons: 23
Coding region: 698-2671 (657 amino acids)
Biological process (GO): regulation of small GTPase mediated signal transduction
Cellular component (GO): plasma membrane; cytoplasm
Molecular function (GO): GTPase activator activity
Source: RefSeq, a predicted model, not a curated record
AAGAGGCUUCUAUUAAAAAGAAAACCAAAAAUUACACCAAACCCCAAUCCUUAAAUAUAAUUGUCCUUGAAAAACUCACAAAACAAGUUUCAGUUCCCAACUUUGUCCUUAGUCACUUUACACAUUGCAAAGAAAUGUUUGUAGAAGACAUUAACUCUACACAAUGUACUGUACCAUUUUUCAGGUUUAAAUAUUCUUGUGGGGACAUUUGUUCCAAACACUGUAGCCACAACCUGACACACAAACACACACUCACCCACUCAAAACACUCUCACAAUGUGUCCAUUAACACCUGUGUUUGACUAUAAACACAAUACAUUUGGUAGGGAAAUAUUAAUGUGUAUGUGUACGUGUCCUAUAAGAUAUAGAAUUAUGUUGUUCACACAACUGCUGGCCACUCCCAAUGUAAACACAGUGUCUAAAGAAGAAAAGAGGAAAGGGAGGAAAGCAAGUGUGUGGGCUUGAUAAGCUCUCGUGAACUGUGGUUCAAACAGCUGUUGGUCAUAUACAAAGCAGAACUACAAAAGGCAGAGAGAAUGGGAGAAAUUAAUAACUCAUAAGUACAGGCACACUGGUAAGACCAGUUUUAGGGUGUGGAGCCAGUGCACACUGCCAAGCGGACUUGGUCAUCCUCUUCCUGUUUUGUAAAUAGAGGAGCACAGCUUAACAGAGGAGAGAGUCGGCAGAGUUUUUCGACAUGCUGGAAAGGAUGCAGAUUCCCAAAACUGAGGAGACUAAGAAAUACAAGGAUGACUAUAUCCCUUACCCACGUAUUGAGAAUGUCCUGGAGAAGGGUGGUCCCUACCCUCAGGUCAUUUUACCUCAGUUUGGAGGAUAUUGGAUUGAGGAUCCCGAGGCUCCGGUCGGGACGCCCACAUCCUCAGACAGCAGCUUCUGUGAGGAGGAGGAGGAUGGGCUGAACCCAGGUGGAGGAAGAGGAGGAGGCUUCAGCUACAGGCUGGAGUGUAACAGCAUCUCACGGGCUUAUCGCAAACACUUUCUGGGCAAGGAGCACAUGAACUAUUACUGCACAGGCAGUAGUAUGGGACACCUCAUCAUGUCUCUGAAGUACGAGGAGGCAGAAGGACAGGAGUCUCUUCGCAUCAUGCUCAGGUCAAAAACAAAGACCCUUUAUGAGCGAAUCCCACUUGAAGGCAUCCUCCAUCUACCCAGCGUACCACAGAUAGCCAAGCUGCUCUGCGAUGACGUCACCGGUCUGAAGUUCAACCCCGUCCUCUACCCUAGGGCCUCGCAACUGAUCGUCAGUUUUGAUGAGCACGAAGUGAACAACACUUUCAAGUUCGGAGUCAUCUAUCAGAAGUUUGGUCAGACGUCAGAGGAAGAACUGUUCGGGAACAAUGAGGAGACGGCAGCCUUUACUGAAUUCCUCACUGUUUUAGGAGACAAUAUUGAACUGCAGGAUUUUAAAGGGUUUAGAGGCGGUCUGGAUGUGUCUCAUGGGCAGACUGGAUCAGAGUCUAUCUACACCACGUUCCGUCAGAGAGAAAUCAUGUUUCACGUUUCCACAAAACUCCCCUUUACAGAAGGAGAUAUUCAGCAGCUCCAGAGAAAGAGACAUAUUGGCAAUGACAUUGUUGCAGCCGUCUUCCAGGAAGAGCCCACACCAUUCGUUCCUGAUAUGAUCGCAUCCAACUUCCUUCAUGCCUACGUGUUAGUGCAGGCGGAAAACCCCUGCACUGAUCACACCACGUACAAGGUGUCCGUCACAGCCAGAGAGGAUGUCCCUCCAUUCGGCCCCCCUCUUCCAAACCCUGCGGUUUUUAAGAAGGGUCCAGAGUUCCGAGAGUUUCUCCUGACAAAGUUGAUCAACGCCGAAAAUGCAUGCUACAAGUCAGACAAGUUCGCCAAGCUAGAGGAGAGGACACGGGCCGCACUGUUAGAUAACCUUCACGAUGAACUGCACAGACAGACACAGGCCACAGUAGGACUGGGAUCAACUACAGAUGAAGAAAAGCUAGAAAAUGGGGGUCAUGGAGGGCUGCUGGAGUCUUUUAAGAGGGCCAUGCGUGUGAGGAGCCACUCUAUGGAGACGAUGGUGACUCAUAAACACAAGAGUCCUGGAGUGGCGGCAGGCGUCCCGUCCAGUGUGAGCGGUGGAGGACUCCAGCAGAACAGCAUGGAGUGCACCAAGAGCACCUUCACUCCUCCAGCGCUGUCUGCUAAAUCUCCUUUAAAGAGUCCAGUAAAGCGGCGCUCUGGUCUGUUCCCCAGACUGCACUCCAGCACAGACAGUCCAACUGAGAAACAUCCAUCUCGCAGUGACCAAAAAACAGAAGUGUUACCUCACUCACAGGAUGUGAGGUCAGAGACGUCAUCCAAUCCGAGUUCACCAGAGAUCUGCCCGAGCAAAGAAAGGCCAUUUUUGAAGCUGAAAGAGUGUAGCGGCAGAGCUAAUAUCUCCCGAUCUUCCUCCAGCACCAGCAGCUUCAGCAGCACAGCAGGGGAGGGAGACGGACUGGAGGAGCUGGAAAUGGGCAGUCACUCGUUCACGGCUUCAUCUGUGUACAGUCCAUCUCUCGGUGCGGAAAGCCAGAACUCUGGAGCGCCGCUGAUCAUGUGCCGCAGUCCCACAGAUGGAAAGAGCAAAACUUCACCAAGGUCAAACUUGAAAUUCCGCUUUGACAAACUGAGUCACUCCACUGGUCAUUAGGUCAGACGUCAGACCAGAAGCCACUGCAUGGACAAAAGGCAGUGACUCUGAAUGGAUUUUUAUAGAUUGGAAGAAAAAGGGACCAUUUUCUCUUGCUA